AUGUGGACCCUGAGCGAGGAGGCCUGCGAGGCCGCGGAUCCAGAGGAGGCCAUCGCGUCGGCCGACAGGUCCCGGAGCGCGUCGCUGCCGCUGCGGGUCUACGCCACGAACGGGAAGGGCUACUCGGAGCCCCUCGACGUGCGCCUGCCGUGGUCAUCGGCAUUCUCGUGGCUGUCGGAGGCUCCGUGCUGUCUCGCCACGUGCGGUCCGCCCGAAUGCCCGAUGCGAAGGAGACAGGCGGUACGGGGGCGGAUGGAGUGA
Molecule: messenger RNA, 261 nt
Organism: Prorocentrum cordatum
Lineage: Eukaryota; Dinophyceae; Prorocentrales; Prorocentraceae
Source: the annotation of a GenBank genome assembly